This is a messenger RNA of Rubroshorea leprosula, 1312 nucleotides long. The record is from the annotation of a GenBank genome assembly. NCBI's taxonomy places the organism in Eukaryota, Viridiplantae, Streptophyta, Magnoliopsida, Malvales, Dipterocarpaceae.
GUUACUUUUCUUUAAAAGUCUUGAGAUUCCUUUUUUUUUUUUUAACAUAAUUGUUAAAAUUAAGAACUCUAUACACAAGGGCUACAAAUAACACAUAAUCCCAACAUGGAGAAAAACAGAGUCAUGGGAAGGCUAAGCUCUGUUUUCCUCAUCUUCUUGCUUCACGUAAUCCUCAUUGCAACAAGCUGCAAAGCAAGAAAACCUCAGCAGCAGCCUGUGGAUAAGCAUCGGACCGCCUUUUUCAUCUUCGGGGAUUCGUUUAUGGAUGCAGGAAACAACAACUACAUCAACACCACUACUCUAGACCAAGCUAAUUUCUGGCCCUAUGGAGAAACUUACUUCAAGUCCCCCACCGGACGUUUUUCCGACGGCCGUUUAAUACCAGACUUUAUUGCUAAGUAUGCCAAGCUGCCAUUGAUUCCACCCUUUCUACAGCCCGGUUUUCGCCACUUUUACAAUGGAGUGAAUUUUGCAUCUGCGGGUGCCGGGGCUCUGGUAGAAACCUUUCAAGGAGAUGUGAUUGAUUUGAAAACACAGCUAAGGUACUUCAAGAAGGUGGAGAGUUGGUUGAGAAAGAAAUUGGGCAAUGAUGAAGGGAAGCUGACAAUUUCAAAAGCUGUCUACUUGGUCAGCAUUGGUAGCAAUGAUUACAUGAGCCCUUUCUUGACUCAUUCCACCUCCCUUAAUACCUACACUGUCUCCACAUUUGUUGGAAUGGUAAUUGGAAACUUGACAUCAGUCAUCAAAGAAAUUUAUAAGAGUGGAGGGAGAAAAUUUGCAUUCGUAAACUUGCCAGAUUUGGGUUGUCUUCCUGCUUUGAGAUUAAUUGAAUCGAGGAGAAAAGGUAGCUGCUUGAGAGAGGCUUCAUUGCUUGCAAGAUUGCAUAAUAAAGCUCUCUCAAAUCUACUCUAUGGUUUGGAGAGAGGAUUGAAAGGGUUCAAAUAUUCACUCUUCGACUUUAAUGCUAAUCUCAAACAGAGAAUGCUUCAUCCUUCAAAAUAUGGUUUUAAGGAAGGAGAAGCUGCUUGUUGUGGGACAGGCCAAUUCAGAGGAGUAUACAGUUGUGGAGGAAAAAGGAUAGUGAAGGAAUUUCAGCUAUGUCAGAAUCCAAAUGAUUAUGUGUUUUGGGACUCUUUCUAUCUCACUGAAAAGGCGUACUGGCAAUUGGCACAUAAGAUGUGGAGUGCUUCAAACCAUUCUCAUGAUGUUAGCCCUUAUAGCAUCAGGAAAUUAUUCCGAACCCAAUAAGCAUAUUUAUGAAUUUUUUUUUUUAAUUUGUAUCUAGCUAUAAGCAUAAAAUGUGGACUUAAGU